AUGUCGCUUCUCCACCGCUGCCCCGCCCCGCCUCUGCGCAUCCUCGCUGUCGACUUCGACAAGACCCUGACCACCGCCGAUACCACCGCCGAUGUCGUCAACACCGUCAAGCUGCUGCACCCCGAGCACCGCCCCUUCCAGUGGUUCACCGACGAGUACAUGAAAGACUACGAGUCCUUCGAUGCCCACUGGUCUCCUAUCCUGGCCUCCCGCCAGGGCCACUACGACCGCCGGCUCCUGGACGAUUACUCUGAGGGCCUGCGCCCAGUAGAGGAAGCCUCGCUGCAGCGCAUUACCGAGCACAAGAUCCUAUCAGGCGCCACCCACCAGGAUCUCAGGAACGGCGGUGCAUUGGUAAAGUUCCGCCAGGGCGCCGCGGCGCUGCUCAAUCGGGCCGUCGGUGAAAUGCCGGUCUAUGUGGUCUCGGUGAACUGGUCCAAGGAUUUCAUUUAUGGCGCAUUGCAGGCGAAUGGUGUCAUGGCAGAGAACAUCACUAUCUAUAGCAACGACAGCGAAUUCGACAUAAAGGGCGUCUCCACCGGUGUGCUGAAGCCAGAGAUGGUCGUGGCUGGCGACAAGGUCAAUGUGAUGGCUAGGAUCAAGCGCGAUCUCGCUGGUGCACGCCACGACCAGGUGCGGGUUGCCUAUGCGGGUGAUUCGCUCACCGAUCUGCCGGCAAUGAUGGACGCCGAUCUGGGCAUCUUUGUUGGUAACAGCAGCUCCGUCACCAGCUGGUGCAAGAACAUGGGCAUCAAGUUUGGCCAGCCGCACCGCAAGCACAACACCAUCCACAGCAUCGGCGACACCUGGGAUUCUGUCUACGAUCUGGUACAGAAGCACUUGCACUAG
This is a messenger RNA of Linderina pennispora, 849 nucleotides long. RefSeq lists its product as uncharacterized. The coding region runs from base 1 to 849 and encodes 282 amino acids. The record is from RefSeq and is a predicted model, not a curated record. The transcript has a single exon. NCBI's taxonomy places the organism in Eukaryota, Fungi, Kickxellomycota, Kickxellomycetes, Kickxellales, Kickxellaceae.